GCCUACAAUGGGCAACGUGGCCCAGGCUUGCUCGGCUGAAAAUGUCGACGCGUCCUAUAACCCUCCAGUGAUCAUUGUAACUUUUGUCCUGGGAUUCGUCACGAAUGCGACUGCUUUGUGGAUCUUCUGCUUCCAUGUAAAAACGUGGACACCAAACACCGUCUAUUCACUGAAUCUGGCGAUUGCCGACAGUGUGUUGAUUUGCUGUCUACCAUUUCGAGCUGAUUACUUUGUGCGUGGAAAGGACUGGAUUUACGGCGAUGUUCCGUGUCGCUUGAAGGUAUUUAUGAUUUCCUUAAACCGCGUCGGCAGCAUCAUCUUCCUUAUGGUCAUAGCAAUUGAUCGCUAUUUUAAAGUGGUCCAUCCGCUCCACAAAGUUAACAAGUUGCCCACAAGCUGUGCGACGAAGAUCGCCGGUGCCCUGUGGAUUGCUGCCGUGGCAAUUUGCUUGCAUUUGUUGAUAGAAAGACAUGACUUCCAGCACAACAACGUGACCAACUGUGAGCCCUUCAAGAUAAACCACCGACUAGGUCCCACGGCAAUCUGGACAUACACUGUUUUUAUUGUUUUGAAGUUUAUUUUACCAUUCUCGGUGAUCGUGUUUUCCACUUCCAGCAUCAUUUGGAAGUUGAAACAGAUGGAAACGGAAAUCAGGAGCAAGUACAAGCGAGCGGCGAAGCUUGUGACAGCUGUGGCGCUGGUCUUCUUGCUCUGCUUCCUGCCCACCAAUGUUGCCGUAGUAGCGGUUUUAAUCACAAAGCUACGGACUGCAACCGACUGCAGGUCAUAUGUCAUUGCAGUGGAUAUAUUCCAUAAUACCUUGUUCGUAACAUACUUUAACAGUGUGUUAGAUCCGGUUAUUUACUACUUCUCAAGCUCAGCAUUUAAAAAUAUCUUGAAGAAAUCGUUUCAUUGGCUUCAAGCAAACCAUUGCUCUUCAGGAACGGAUGAAACUGUGACAAGUCAUCCUAAAUAACUGGAUAGGGAUUGAAAGAUAAAUCUAUGUACUAAGUGUGUAUUGCCCACAAAAUGCUGGAGGAACUCAGCAGGUCUGGGAGCAUCAAUGGAGAAGAAUGAACAGUCGUCCUAUCAGGCUGCCACCCUCCUGCAUUUUGUGUGUGUUGCUCUGGAUUUCCAGCAUCUGCAGAAUCUUGUGUUAAAUGUGUAUUAUUAGAUUGUGUGAUGACAGGAAAGGGAAUAACUAAGUGUAAGUAAUAAUCUCAAAAAGACGUGCUAAAUUAAACUAUGGCUUACACUGUCAAGGUAUGGCAUUGAAAAGUAUCUCAGAUUCUUUAAAGGAGGUAUUCACAUCAUUAAAAUUAGCUUUAUUGGAUACAUGUGCAGUAGGGCAUCAAAACAUGCAAUGAAAUGCACAAUUUGCU
Mobula hypostoma (lesser devil ray) is the source of this 1382-nucleotide messenger RNA. Its product is annotated as hydroxycarboxylic acid receptor 2-like. The record is from RefSeq and is a predicted model, not a curated record. Gene Ontology annotation, biological process: G protein-coupled receptor signaling pathway. The transcript has a single exon. Gene Ontology annotation, cellular component: plasma membrane. NCBI's taxonomy places the organism in Eukaryota, Metazoa, Chordata, Chondrichthyes, Myliobatiformes, Myliobatidae. The coding region runs from base 8 to 976 and encodes 322 amino acids. Gene Ontology annotation, molecular function: G protein-coupled receptor activity.